Molecule: messenger RNA, 3534 nt
Organism: Histoplasma capsulatum G186AR
Lineage: Eukaryota; Fungi; Ascomycota; Eurotiomycetes; Onygenales; Ajellomycetaceae
Product: GTP binding protein Bms1
Exons: 4
Coding region: 1-3534 (1177 amino acids)
Biological process (GO): endonucleolytic cleavage of tricistronic rRNA transcript (SSU-rRNA, 5.8S rRNA, LSU-rRNA); maturation of SSU-rRNA from tricistronic rRNA transcript (SSU-rRNA, 5.8S rRNA, LSU-rRNA); ribosome biogenesis
Cellular component (GO): 90S preribosome; nucleus
Molecular function (GO): GTPase activity; U3 snoRNA binding; GTP binding
Source: RefSeq, a predicted model, not a curated record
AUGGAGGACCAGACAAACAGACCACAUCGGAAAUCGAAGGAGAAGAAGAAGAAAAAUAGGGAUCAAGCUGGUGCAAAUCCCAAGGCAUUUGCUGUAGCGCAUGCCGGUCGUCUGCAAAAGCAAGCCGCCAGGUCUCAUGAUAUCAAAGAAAAGAGACUUCAUGUCCCUCUUGUGGAUCGCUUGCCCGAAGAGGCGCCUCCGAUUGUUGUUACGGUGGUUGGGCCUCCGGGGGUUGGCAAAACAACCCUCAUCAAAUCCCUCAUUAAGCGUUACACGAAACAGAGGUUAAGCACUCCCGCUGGGCCUCUCACUGUCGUAACCUCGAAACGAAGACGCUUAACAUUUCUCGAAUGCCCCUCCGACUCCCUCGCGAGCAUGAUCGAUGUCGCCAAGAUCGCGGAUAUUGUUCUACUUAUGAUUGAUGGCAAUUAUGGGUUUGAAAUGGAGACUAUGGAAUUUCUCAAUGCGCUGUCUUCAAGCGGCAUGCCGGGAAACGUCUUCGGGAUCCUCACCCAUCUCGACCUCUUCAAGAAACAGAGCACUCUACGUCAAGCGAAGAAACGGUUAAAACAUCGGUUCUGGAGUGAAUUAUACCAGGGGGCGAAGUUGUUCUACCUGUCCGGCGUUAUCAAUGGGAGGUACCCGGAUCGAGAGAUACACAAUCUGUCGCGAUUUCUGUCUGUCAUGAAAAACCCCCGACCGCUUAUAUGGAGAAACUCCCAUCCUUAUUGUUUGGCUGAUCGAUUCCUGGACAUCACACCCCCGACGGCUAUUGAAGAGAAUCCCAAAUGUGAUAGGACAGUUGCUCUAUACGGAUAUCUUCGAGGCACAAAUUUUCCUGCAAUUGGCGCCAGGGUGCAUGUGCCUGGUGUUGGGGAUCUCAGCGUUUCGUCGAUAGAGGCACUCCCUGACCCGUGUCCGACACCUUUCAUGGACCAAGCAAUGGCAAAGGCAACUGGAAAAUCAGGCCGAAGAAGGCUGGGGGAGAAACAAAAACUCUUGUUUGCUCCCAUGUCUGAUGUUGGCGGCGUCCUCGUUGAUAAAGAUGCGGUUUACAUCGAUGUUAAAACAUCUACUUUUGACAGGGACGCAGACAGCGAUGAAGAGAGGGGCCUGGGAGAGCAACUUGUUGUUGGAUUGCAAGGUGAACGAAAGUUACUAGGACAGGCAGAAUCGGGGGUCAGGCUGUUCAGGGAUGGAGAGGCAGUUGCUCAUGUAGGCGAUGGUGAAACGGGGGAAGUUGGGCGAAAGCAGAAAAGAAAGGUCCGAUUCACAGUCGAUCACGAAAAUGGGGCAAACGUCCUGGAGGAUGAAGACGAAGGCUUUGAGUCAGAUGAUUCCGCAGAGGGAAGUGAAGACGGAGAAGGAGAGGAUGGAGAGGAUAUGGAUGUGAUGCCACCGGCGGAUUUUGAGACAAAUUUUAGAGAGAGACAAAAUGGUGCGGCUCAACGUGACGAGGAUGACAUCGCCUUUGCAGACAGUGAUUCUGAUCUUGGAUCAAUAUCCUCGGCCGAGGGCCAGGAACUGGAAAGCGAAGGAGAUUUCGAGUACGAUUCAGACGAGGUUGAUGAUGGAACCUUACGCUGGAAAGAAAAUCUGGCUGCGAAUGCCAAGGCGGCUUUUGGAAAAAGAAUUCCCUACCGUGUUGCUGACCUCACAAGGAUGCUCUAUGACGAGUCAAUAGCCCCUCGGGAUGUUGUAAAACGAUGGACUGGGAAGGAUGCUGAUGAGUCUGGUGAAGGCAAUGAUGGUGCCAACGAAGAAGACGACUUUUUUAAGAAAACUCGCGUGGAAACAGGGGAAACAGAAGACAGGACUAUUCCAGUGUAUGACUACAAGCAACUUGAGAAAAAAUGGGAAGACGAUGACAAUAUCCAAACUAUCCGGCGUCGGUUUGCCCGUGCUAAAGUUUCCAAGGGUGACGGAUCAGGUGAUGAGGAUGGUGGUGAAGACGGCGACAGAGAUGGAGAUUUUGGCACUGAUGGUUCCGAUGAUGAGGGAGACGGUGCGUUCGAGGACCUGGAAACCGGAGAGGUUGUUGGUGGGGAAGAAGAGGAAGAGAAAGAGAAUAGCAAGAGAGUCGAGCCUGAAGAUCUUGAAGCGGAGAGAGAAAGAAAUGCUAAGAAAAAGGAGGAGCUAAGACUUCGUUUCGAAGAAGAGGAUCGCGAAGGUUUUGCGAACGCAAAAGAUGGAGGGGAGAGGCAGGAUGAGGAGCAGUUUGGCGAAGAUGAUUGGUAUGACGAGCAAAAGGCCAAACUCCAAAAGCAGCUUGAUAUCAACCGAGCGGAAUUUGAUGCCCUAGAUGCACUCUCCAGAGCCAGAGCUGAAGGAUACAAAGCUGGGACGUACGCCAGAAUUGUGCUAGAAAACGUGCCGUGCGAGUUCUCGACAAGAUUUAACCCUCGUUUCCCAGUUAUUGUUGGUGGCCUGGCGCCUACAGAAGAUCGAUUUGGCUUUGUCCAAGUCAGAAUUAAAAGACACCGGUGGCAUAAGAAAAUCCUCAAGACCAACGACCCUCUCAUCUUCUCUCUUGGCUGGCGUCGAUUCCAGACCACUCCAGUCUACAGCAUCUCCGAUUCCCGAACACGUAAUCGCAUGUUAAAAUAUACCCCGGAACAUAUGCAUUGUUUUGGCACUUUCUAUGGUCCUCUUGUGGCUCCCAACACAGGCUUUUGCUGCGUCCAAUCAUUUUCGAAUAAGAACCCGGGCUUCCGAAUAGCGGCUACCGGUGUCGUUCUGAAUGUGGACGAGACUACGGAGAUUGUCAAGAAACUCAAACUAACCGGAUACCCGUACAAGAUCUUCCGAAACACAGCCUUCAUCAAGGAUAUGUUUACCUCUGCUCUCGAAAUUGCCAAGUUCGAAGGCGCCAGCAUCCGUACCGUUUCAGGGAUCCGCGGCCAGAUAAAGCGCGCUCUGAGCCGUCCGGAGGGGCAUUUCCGGGCUACGUUUGAAGAUAAAAUCCUCAUGAGCGACAUCGUGUUCUUGCGUGCUUGGUAUCCCGUCAAACCACACCGAUACUACAACCCCGUCACCAACCUUUUGGAUGAAACAGAUGAAGAUGGUUGGAAAGGCAUGCGCUUGACGGGAGAAGUUCGCCGUGAGCAAAACAUCCCAACGCCACUUGAGAAGGACUCUGCAUACAGGCCGAUUGAGCGGGCCACUCGACAUUUCAAUCCCCUCCGAGUCCCUCGCCAGCUGGCUGCGGACCUUCCCUUCAAGUCUCAAAUUACGAAGAUGAGACCUCGUCAAGGUCAAUCAUAUCUCCAAAAACGUGCUGUGGUCUUAGGUGGUGAAGAGAAAAAAGCCCGCGAUCUGUUGCAGAAACUCACCACCAUGCGGAACGAGAAGAUAGCGAAGAGACAAGCGGCGCAGGAAGAGCGGAGGAAGGUUUACCGUGCCAAGGUGGCGGAGAAUGCCGAGAAAAAACAGGAGAGGGAAAAGAGGGAGCGCGAUGAAUAUUGGCAGCGAGAGGGGAAGAAGCGGAAGAACGAUGGCGGAGACGGAGGAAGAGGAGGGAAGAAAAGAAGGUGA